GUUGGAUGGUAUGAAGAUACAAAUCUCGGCGGAUUAGAAAAAACAGCAGAGAAAUUACUGGUAGCUGAUACAGAAUUCGUGAUGGGAAGAGUGCUCGUGAGCGGAUUGACACUCAUGGGGACGGCUGCAUCGCCCAGACUGGACAAACAGCUGCAACGCGACGUAGAUGAAAUGGUGAGGUUGGCAACGACGUCUCGCGAUAUUACAACGCGAGAAAAGCAACACGCCGAAGCCAUGAAGUUGUUUUCUGACGGAUACAUGAACGAGGCGACGCUUGUAUGGGAAGAUAUCCUUACUAACCACCCUACGGACAUGUUAGCCCUGAAACUGGCUCACGAUUCGUACUUCUACCUGGCUAAGCAAGCUCAGAUGCGCGACUCCAUCGCACGCGUGUAUCCGCACUGGAAUGCAUCCAUUCCCUUAUACGGAUAUCUUCCGGGAAUGUAUGCCUUUGGACUGUGUGAAACCGACCAUUGGGCUGAAGCGGAGAAAACAGCAAAGAAGGGCCUGGAGUUGAUUCCUAAGGAUGGGUGGGCGACGCAUGCGUUGGCUCACGUAUAUGAGAUGCAAGGAAGGAGCCAGGAAGGCAUCUCGUUCCUGAGCAGAACUCUUGACAACUGGACGACAGCAAGCAUGUUGGCGUGCCAUAACUUCUGGCAUUGGGCCGUUUAUCACAUCGAAAGGGGCGAACACACGGCAGCGCUAGACGUGUUUGACUCUCAGAUUGCGUCGCGGGUGAGAACUAGUGGGACCAUGGCGGAUAUCGUCGACGCCUGUUCCAUGCUGUACCGACUGGAAAUGGAAGGUGUUCGUGUCGGACAGAACGAUGGAAGAUCGUCGCCGAAAUAUGUCGGCCGUACGCCGCGACCACAUGCUGGUGUUCAACGACUGCCAUCUAUUGAUGUCGGUUUCUCGGCGCGAAAGAAGAGCGGCUACGCUGGAUGA
Messenger RNA from Priapulus caudatus, 945 nucleotides. RefSeq names its product tetratricopeptide repeat protein 38-like. Lineage: Eukaryota; Metazoa; Priapulida; Priapulimorpha; Priapulimorphida; Priapulidae. The record is from RefSeq and is a predicted model, not a curated record. The transcript has 9 exons. Bases 82 to 945 code for a protein of 287 amino acids. Gene Ontology annotation, molecular function: protein binding.